Molecule: messenger RNA, 5852 nt
Organism: Amoebophrya sp. A25
Lineage: Eukaryota; Dinophyceae; Syndiniales; Amoebophryaceae
Source: the annotation of a GenBank genome assembly
CAUAGAGGAUCAUUUGUAGCUAGUCACGAGCACCGAGGAGACCUGAAGGAUCCUAUCUUCAUCAUCGACAUCGUACAACCUACUUCUAGCGGUAGCAGCAAAAUGCCAGACUUGUUUCCUCAGCCGUCGAAUAAUGACCACCCUCUCUCUGCCAGAGGGGGUCCCUUAGACGGGCAAGAAAACGACAGCACGGAAUUAGACGCUGCUAUCGAAAACCCAGGUGACCGCAGUGGCCGAGAACGGGAACGACAGAAACUGUCUUCAAAGUUAAGCUCGAGAUUUUUUUCGAGGUGAAAAGGUCCAUCAACUUCACCUAAGGUGAAUCACCUUGCUGAUUGUUUAUAGAAGAUCCACCUAGACCUACAAAAUGUUCUCAUGAAGAGAAAGUUCUGUUGAUUCUGAAGAGCACACUCGAAAGUAUGACUAUAAGUACCACUUUCUCUUCUAUAUCUUCCUGCUCUGGUCUGUCUUUUUUCUAGUUAGGUCGGCUCCACCACAAUUAUAAGUACCACGAAAGUUUUCUUGCAUUUUUUAAGUAAGUACUAAAGUAGAACAAGAUUUUGUAGAAGUUGUACCUUCUAAAAUGAAACGGAGGACGGACUGCAUAUGACACUUUGGACGCUGGGAAACGCGACCCAGAGAGUGGAGAACCUCUGGAAGGACCUUCAUCCAAGAAUUUUGAAGAAGGAGUUAUGACUGAAACUUCUGAAUAACUUGUUACUCGUAGAAGUAAGUUGUUCUAGUGAGAAGGAGAAGAAAUCACCUCAAUCUCUCUGUCCUCUUUGGACUCAUCAGUACUUGUACUUAGUUGCUUGGUCAUUCUAAUUUCCUUUCCUCUACUUCUGGAGCAGCAACAGCAACUACAACGUCCCUUGCAAGUGGGGCCAACCAAGGUACAUGGCGCUUUCUGUUUGCGCAGUUUCUACAUCGACGUGGGUUUCGGACUACACAUGGACAGAUUUGCAUUACUGCACUUGUUGUGUAUGGCGGCAGCUACCUUCUUCUGUGAGACGCCCUAUCAUGGUGGAUUCAAGAAUGUGAGUGUGAUCCCUAGUGGUCGUAUCAAUGUUCAUGAACGACUGGAUGAAAUCAAUCGAGAAGUUUUCGUAGAGAUCGAGAUGGAUGACAGUCUUUCUCUCGUCCGCCAUCUUCUUCUAAUCAUCUGUCUGCAGUUUCUUGCUGUUCUACUCUUGCUGUGCGCCAGAGGUGUUUGAUACGGUAGCGGGUUGGUGUCAUCACAUUGGUUUUUGCAAACUAUUCUGUGUUCCUCGACUGCCCACUUGCUGCGGUUCGAAUCGAGCGUGGCAGUCAUCGAGCUUGUCGAGUUUAUGAGGAAAGUUUUAGACAUAAAUCUUGAGGGUCUUGCACAGGACAACUCACUUUAUGAAUAUUUAUCUUGCAGGUACUUAUCUAGAUCUACGUCUACCUGUGCCUCCUCAUCAGCCUAAGUUAGCUCGAGGUCUUCUUCUAACCACAGGCGAGCUCCAUAGCUAUAUGCACACGACCGGUGACGCGACUGCAUUCGUUCCGAAGAAGCUUGACCGGCAUUGGGUUGAUGAGCCUUUCUUUAUGAAAAGAGAGUGUAGUACCAGUUGAAAAUGUAUGGUUCUGGUAUUUGGUAACCUGAAUUUGAUCCUAAGGGUUCUCUUCUUGUUUUCCCUUAGGGUUAGGAUCAAACUCAGGCUACCAAAUACCAGAACCAUUCAGAAAAGCAAAGAAAUCGAAAAUAUCUUCAGAACGAAUACAUGGUCAUAGAAGAUACAACGGUCAUGCUCAUGCCCUUCUUUUGAGUCGUAGCCCUCUACUUAGGUUCACCCUUCUUCUCCUCCCUUUUCUUCUAACUUCUAUCGUGACGACGAGCUAUCGCGUUUUUCGGAAUUGGGCCACCCCGUGGACACGCUGCAGACUUUGGUUGCCCAGUUUCGUGCUGAAGGCAGGGGCAUCAUUUUUCUCACCGGUGACUCGGCGCUUGACAAUUAAGGAAUUACUUCAGGUUCAGUGUGAUAAAAGCGAUUAUUAAAGACACUCAUUCAUUCAAUAUCUAUGAAUUUGAAUAUCAUCAAAACAAGAAGAUGCAUUGCUGUAGACAUUGCUGUAGUAAAAGUUGUAGGGACGAGGGUAAGUUUGCAAGCCCUUUAGGGUCCUAAACUAUUCUCCACCUGUAGUUCGUUUUCGUACCACGCGAGUAUCAAGGACAUCUUUAGCAAGUAGUUCGUAUUGGACUUGGAGGUAAAUACUUUCACCUUCUAAAACACCAAAGAGUUCGUUUUGAUGGGACCGAAAUAUCCGCUGACACAAUGGGCCCUCCCCUCCAACGGAUACGAAGUCCAGAUGGGAAUGACAACAUUUUUAUGAUAUUGUAGAUGGGAAGCUGCGAAAGUACUUGUACUUGACUAAUUAUAUCUAAUGCUAAUGUUGAUGAUGAUGAUCCUUCUAAACCUAAAGCUUCAGACUUAGAAGGAAUUCUUAAGAAGUUCUUAAGAAGUUCUAAACCUAAAGCUACGUAGUAGAAGAAGUUUUUAAGAACUACCUCCAAGAAGAGCUUCUUCUACUACAUGGUCAAAAGAAAAAGUUACCAUAAGCUUACGUGACCAACGUUUUAGUGUUUAGGCUCUCUCAAUACUCUCACGUCACUCUCCCUUGCUGCACUUCUACGCGGAACCCUUUUUUUUUGUCAGUCUACUUGUCUACAAGAAGUCCACCAACAUUUAUUUACGUGGCUUGAGUCGGGGACGGGGCCCGAACCUACGAACUAAGAGACGGGGCCUGCCUUGUAGAAAAGCUUUCACGUAAGCACUAUCCCUUUUGCUUGUCCUUCCACGUAAGCACUAUCCCUUUUCAUCACAACACGACGCGUCACCGCAAGAAAACAUGCCAGGUCCAGGGAACGCAGCUCCUACAAGCAAAGCGGCUUCGUCUCCUGGUACGUUUGGCAUCAAAGCGAUGUUGCGCGACGUCUCCUGGUGGAUGAGCCAACUGUUGAUGGAUGUGUCUGACUUUCGUGAAAUGGGCCAAGACGUGCUGCCAAAUCUGCGUCCCAGUGAUUCUUCUUAUUCUUAAGGCUGUCAACGUGUGGGUGUGAACGUGUACGAUUUAGAUUUCUGUGUGUAUGUUGGGUCUUCUAAGGUAAAGAAAACAAGAACCAACUCUCACUCAUCUUGCCUUCUAAUCCCCAGCUUAUGCGCCUCUGAAUGCUGCUGUCGCAGGCAGUCAGAUGGGGCAAAGGGUCGCACUUAUUGGAGCAGGUGAAGUCGGAAAAGCACUGUCGACUGUGGGAAUGAUGGCAGGUAUGAUUAUAGCAGCAUCAAUCUUUUUUCAUUUCGUGCAGGCACCAUGUGAUAUUAAAUCUCUCUCACUCUCCCCUAGGCUUUUUAUUUAUCAUGAAGGCCUGUCACUGUCUAGAAUACUACACUCUCGCAAAGUGCAGCAGGUGAGAGCUCUGAGUUCUAGGCUGAGCCUGUUUAGUUUUCCAUUUGCUGUAAAAAGAAUAUAAUCAGUAUUUUGGUCUUCCUCGGUCCACCUACUUAUUUUCAUUCAAAUCACCACAUCAACCACAGCGACAAUCACAGCCACAUCCUCUAUCUGCAUUAAACACAUCAUGGUCAUCAGGCAGUCUCGACGCCAUGUUGCUAUCACGUUUCAGCAGUCAUGAUCAAUUUUUGCGUGCCAAUAUGCAGAGUGGGGACGUCCUGGUGGUCAGUCUGGGCGGCAACGACCUUCUGAAUCCUCGUAACAUGAGGGACCAAGUCUUGGAUCACGAAAAUCCUUCUCAGCAAACCCUUCAAUUAUGGCUCUGUUGUACCACUUAGAUGUGGUACUCGCUUGUAUGAUAUAUGAUAUGCUGAUGUUCCGUUGCUUAAACGACCAAGAAUCUUAACCUUCUAAUCUCAGCUUUCCUGCAUGAGGUCUUUUUUGUCCAGAAGAUGAUAUACAUCAAGUACGUGUGUGGCCUCCAUCGUCCUCGUGCGAUUGUGCUUCCCACAUAUUAUGGCCGAGAUUUGCUAAAAAUCUGCAUCUACUAUAGUCCAAGAACCCUAAAAACUGUAAUAUAACCCUAGUACAAAGCAAGAAUCCUCAUGCUGAUCCAUGAAGUUAGAGGAGUCGCAAUGCUGUAUUUAAAGAACAAGGCAUAUAAAUUAAUAUAACGCAGCAUCCUCAACAUCAUCCUCAGCAUCAUCCUCAACAUCAUCCUCAGCUUGUAGGACAUCCAGCAUUCUGUUUCAUCCUCUAAUCGGACGCCGUCCCUGAGAUGGAUAUGCGAAUGCGCAUCGUGAUGGCUGGAUUAGGCCAUCAGCUGGGCAUGUCGUGGACCAACCUGAUGCCGCAAGUCUUGGACAUGGUGGACAUCGAACACAAAGCGCUGAAAAAAGCCAUCGAAGCAGAAUGGCAGGGCGUAAAAGUGAUUACUUUAUGAUGAUAUUUUUAUGUUACAUACUACUCAUACGUGAUAAUAAAUACAUGACUGUACGUUACAUAAGGAUAAGAAUAAGAAAAUCUAUGAGAUCCGGAUGAUACUGAUGGUGAAGUAAGACAGAACAAAGACAACUUAUAGUACUGGUUCUAGUAGCUUUCGAUCACUUCACCUAUAGUCGAUCACCCUCCAUCGAAUGUUGUAGAAAAUGAAACGUCUUUCUCUCGUUCUCUAAUCCGGAUCCCUGUCCAUCGUGAUCUCGGGUUGGCUGCUGGUUACCCAGAUGUCGUCGGUAUCCACCCAACGAGCCAAGGGGGUAUCAAACUGGCUUAUGGCUACUUGAAGGCCUUGCACGAUGCUCUCUCUGGCGGACGCUAAUACUAGUUGUUGUAAAUAGUGAACAGAAGAGAAUGAAAUGGAAUAGCUGAGGAGGUGGAAAAAGAAAGGACCUGGUAUGAGAACACAUAACGAGGUGGAGUUAAUGAAUUUUACUGACCGAAAAUUUAGAUUACCUAGUUGUAGUUGAAAAUAGAUGUUGCAUGAAAAACAUUUCAAUUUCCCAGAUGAGGAUCUGCAUGAUGCUCAUGAAUAAUUUGUACACGAACACGACGUCGAACCCGAACGAACACCACUUACAGAAUUUCAUAUUAAAGCUUAACCCUAAGCCUCUGCACCAAUUAUACCAAAUACUAAAAAAAUAGUGCCAGAAGAUGACUAUGUCUAAACUAUAUAACUAGAUCAUCAUUUCACAAGUACAGCAUGCAUAAUGAAAGGACUAGAGACAGCAAAAGGACAUAUAAAUACCAUAAAAAAAACAAGAAACUGAUAAUUCACACGAUAAAAUCUAGUAUCUUCCCUAUCUUCAUGAAUGAUGAUCAUAAUUUCGUCGUAAGACCAUUUCCCACUAGCCUGAAGUAACCAUUCAUUUUCGUAGAAGAAGUACUCAUCUAUCUUCAUUAUCACUCACAGCACACUCACACUCACUACGCAUCCUCAUUCCCAUAUUGACGUACUAAACAAAAGUGUUGUUCCCGAAAUCCACAACUGACCACCACCUCUCCUCCAUACCAUACCAGAAGUAAUGCUUUGUUUCUGAUCACGAAAGCGCAUCCGAUGAAGGGAAACGUUCAAGGAAUGAAUGGCUCCCGCUUUGGCUGCUGAUUGAUGCGUGAAUAAUGACAUUAUGUAUGUUGGAGGCCUAAUAUAAACGGAUCCUAAUAUAAACGUGGCCACUAAGAUUUAAUUAGAUAUUUGAAUUACUUGACUUUUUUUCGGUCUUUUGCUUUCUAGUUAGGUGUGCUCCACCGAUAUGACAUUAUGUAUGUUGGAUUUGAAGCAUCAAUUGGAAGAUGAGAACAGAUUUACUAUCACUUUCUACAUCAGCAUACAACUACACCAACAUGGCGGACGAUUUGCUGGAUCGUAGUGCGGAUGUGCGAGC